Molecule: messenger RNA, 3034 nt
Organism: Ectocarpus siliculosus
Lineage: Eukaryota; Phaeophyceae; Ectocarpales; Ectocarpaceae
Source: the annotation of a GenBank genome assembly
UAGGUCCUUUCCGCCUUGUAUCACAGGGGUUACAGCUCUCACAUCGAAGGCGAGAGGUUUUGCAACGAGGUUGCUGACGACCCCACGUCCGUUGCCGAGAGACGAAAGGAAAAGAAGGACCAGAGCAAAAUGUCUCUGGAGGAGAAAUCGGCAGGUGGCGCCGCUUCUGUUGAGGCGGACGAUGGCGGUGGGGGCGAGGAGAGCAGCGCCAUUGCCGCGGGCAUUCGGAGGGACGUCAAGCCGUGGCUGAACCUGGUGGACGACCUGUCUAACCUCACGAGAGAUGCCGAAAUCAGCGUCCCGCAGAUUUGCGUGAUGGGGGACCAGAGCAGCGGGAAGUCGAGCGUGCUCGAGGCGCUCGCCGGGGUGCCGUUCCCGCGGGGGUCUGGCCUCGUCACCCGUUGCCCCAUCCGCCUCAGCAUGAAGCGCUCGGCGACCGGGUCCCGGUGGAGCGCCGUGGCGCACGCCUCCAACGAGCCUUCCAAGUCGCACUCGGCGUCUACCCCUGGUCAGCUCACCAAGCUGCUGGAGCGGUUGACGGACGGGCUCACGUCGACCUCCAGCAACUUCUCCACCGAGACGAUCAACGUACGCCUGUCCUCCCCGGACGUGCCCGACCUCACCGUGGUGGACCUGCCGGGAAUCAUCCGGACGUCCACGGCCGGCCAAGACCCGGCGGUCAUCGCGCAGGUGAACAACCUGAUCGAGUCGUUCCUGGAGCAAGCCCGAACCAUCAUCCUCUGCGUCAUCCCUGCGAACCAGGACAUUGCCACAGUCGACAUCUUGGAGAGGGCCCAGAAGGUCGACCCGCGGGGGGAGCGCACGAUCGGGGUGCUGACCAAGCCGGACCUGAUCGGUCCGGGCAACGAGGACGAGGUCCUGGCGGUGCUGCACAACGUCAGGAAGCCCCUCCAACUCGGCUACGUGAUGGUCAAGAACAGAUCGCAGGCGCAACUCAAGGCGGGUCUUACCGGGACGGAGGCUCGAGAGGCGGAGGAGGCGUUUUUCCGUCAGCACUCUCACUUCAAGGGCUGCGACCCCAAGCUCUUCGGGGUGGCAAACUUGACCACCAGGCUGACUCAGCUCCUGGUGACGCGAAUCCAGCACGAGCUGGUGCCGAUGAAGGCGGACGUGGAGACCGCUCUGGCCAGCGUGCGAACGGAGCUCAAGGGUCUCAGCAGCUACGGCAAUGCCUCCACGCCCGGCGACCGGCAGAAGCUUCUCGUCACCGUAACACAGGAGUACGUGCGUCACCUGAACUCGGUGGUCCAGGGGGAGUAUCGGGACCGCGUCAUCGUCGUGCACCCGCAGCUGAGGCUGUACACGAGGGCUCUCGGGGUGUUCGACGCUCUCAAGGGGAAGGUGGAGAUGACCGCUCCGCGCUUCAAUGACGAAGAUUUCGUGGAGCAGCUGGCGAGCCAGAUGGACGCGCUGAGAGGGCGGGAGCUGCCGGGCUUCAUGUCGGCGCAGUCGUUCUACAUGUUCAUGGCGCAGUACGUCGAGGCGUGGAGAGACCCGGCGCGCGUCGCGGCCACCGAGGUGCGAAGCCUGAGCCUGGAGGUGGCCACCAAGCUCCUCGACGUGUUGGUCGUGCAGUACCCGGCGCUGAGGGAGGCGGUGAGGUCGGUGGCCGGGGUGGUGAUGGAGACGGCCUAUGAGUCGGCGCUUGAGGAGGUGGACGAUCUCCUGGCCAAGGAGAAGGACCCCUUCACCAUCAACGACUUCCUGGAACAGCACAUCAACAAGCUGCGGUACGACCGUUUCGAGCAGGCUGUGCAGCAGUCGUUCGAGGCCGUCAAGCCUAACCACGAGAGCUGGAUCGGGGCGAAGGAGGAGGCCGGCAGCUUCCUCAGGCAGUGGUACCGGACCACACACGGGGUGAACAGCUUCAGCAACGCCGAGGACAUGUCGGCGAUCCUGGAGGCCUACUGGCUGCUCGCCGCGAAGCGCUUCGUGGACAACGUCUGCAUGGCCCUGGACAAGAAGAUUAUGGGCGCCGUGGCCCACAAGAUGCAGGAGGAGUGCUACAAGUUCGUCCACGACGACGCGAAGCUGGGGAGGUUUUUCGAGGAGGACGCGAAGCUCGUGCUCAGGAAGGAGGAGCUCAUGGAGAAGCGGGACCGACUAAGCAAGGCUAAUGCCGCAAUGGCGAACAUACAGGUCCGCAAGAGCAGCACUCAGCAGGUAAGGGUAACGGUAACGGCGGGGCCGAUGGGGCUUGGGCUCAGCCUCGCGGAGGAAGGGAGCCGCUGCGUCGUGAAGGGGUUCCGACCCAUGCCAGAUGGGCAACCCAACCCCGGCCAGGAGGCGGGAGUCCAGUUGGGGGACACGUUGGAGCAGCUGGACGGGGUCCACUUAGGCUCUUUCCAGGAUGCCAUCGAGAGACUCAAGCAGCGAAGGGGCACUGUGGUUCUCACCCUCUUGCGGCAAAAAGCCUAGUUGUGGACCGGUAGUUUUUUGUCUUCGUGUACGGCUGGUGUGUCAAGUCAUCUUUGUUCCAAGACACGUUUCUUUUUUGGCGACGGCGGUGGGAGCUAAGCCGAGAAGAGGUAGAUGAUACCAAGAUUUUUUGUCUAAAUGCUGCUUGGCCCACCGACGUGGCUUGAAACCUCACCUUCCAGCAUUCUUGUAGGAAAUGGAAACGCUGGGCGCUGAUUAUUAUUUAUUAUGAGUAGGUCAAAACUCGUUAUCCCCGUCCUUUGUUUGGCGUAACACUUUAUUUGCCUCGGUAGCAUGACCAACUGGAUUGAAGUAUGUUUUUUCCAAGCACUGGAAGGCUAACAAGAAUUGGAUGUGACUGCUUCAGAUUCAACUUGCUGUAUUUGAUCGGUGCCCAAGGCCUGUAGUGUUGCUUGGUUCAGUUCGGACUCCGAUUACACACCCGUGUGAGGGGUGUGGGUCGGAUCAGGCGUGGAAGGAAAGGAGUUGGGGUUCCCGAUCCGGCCCGUCUUGGCGAAUCAGAUCACGCUCUGGUUUGAGUUGGGAAGCUGUGUGAGGCCCUGUUAGGUUUGUCUAACGAGACUAUGUGUCGUAC